Messenger RNA from Ostrea edulis (European flat oyster), 3604 nucleotides. Its product is annotated as polynucleotide 5'-hydroxyl-kinase NOL9-like. The transcript is spliced from 15 exons. Gene Ontology annotation, cellular component: nucleus. Gene Ontology annotation, biological process: cleavage in ITS2 between 5.8S rRNA and LSU-rRNA of tricistronic rRNA transcript (SSU-rRNA, 5.8S rRNA, LSU-rRNA). Lineage: Eukaryota; Metazoa; Mollusca; Bivalvia; Ostreida; Ostreidae. Gene Ontology annotation, molecular function: polynucleotide 5'-hydroxyl-kinase activity. The record is from RefSeq and is a predicted model, not a curated record. The coding region runs from base 206 to 3319 and encodes 1037 amino acids.
UUUAUGAGGGGUGCAUCUGCAGAUCUCAGGUCUGUCCCAAUAUUUCCCUAGAGAGCUACAGAUCUGCAGAAUUUAGUGACGAAUAUUUCAAUUGUUGCUUUCCGACGGGUUCCAUCGCUGGUGUCCAGAAAGCUCAUUGGAAGAACACCUGACUAUUGUAGAGAUUCAGGGGAACCGGCUUCGAAUCCCAGUCUGACUAUUGCAGAUGGGAAAAACAAAGAAACAGAAGAAUAACAAAGAUGCUGUUGUCAAAAGAGUGAAGCAGUCAAACACAUUUAAACCUCACAGAAAGAAAGCCAAACCACAGAAAAAAGGAAAGGGCAUCAGUGGGGCCCUGCUAGAAAAUGUGUUAGGUAGGCAAGAACAGUACUUUGGUAAGAGAAAAAAAAAAGCUGUGAAACGUCAACAGAAUUUAAAAUCCUCAAAAGUGCACAGCAAGAGAGGACAAAGUGCGUUUACUGUGUUGAAACAGAGUGCAUCCAAGAAGACAUUUCAGAAUUGUGAAUCUGUUAGUGAGAAGGAAACUGAAGACAGUGGACAGAGAGGCUUACCUAGGAAGAAGCGGAGAACAGAUCAUAGUGGAGAAAGAGCUGGUGUAGGACAGAGUUCCGUGCGAGUGGCUUCAGAAGAAGGUGGGCGAGAGACGCCUAGUGUAACAGCUCAAGUCCAGAAAACAAAAAACAUUACUGAAAGACGAGUCUCAAAAAGGAAGAGAUGGAUGAAAAAACAGACUUAUAAAGCUCUUGAUGCCAACAAAAAUACUGGUGAAACUCUUAAUAGCAACAAAAAGACUGGUGAAACUCUUAAUAGCAACAAAAAGACUGGUAAAACUUCUAAAGGAAACACAAAGACUGGUAAACUUCCUAAAGGCAACAUAAAGACUGGUGAACUUCUUAACUUACAUGUAACACUGGAUAAGGGAAAUAAAAAGAACAAAAAAGAAGAAAAAAAGAAGAAAAAGACCCAGGUUAACCAGACAAAGGAAACGGAAGAAACAAAGAGAAAAACUUCAAAAGAUACAUGUACUACUGAUGGUCAUUUCAAGAAUAAAGGAAAGAAAAAGAAAAUGGCUGAAAAAGAAAGUGUUAGUGUCUGCAGUACUAGUGAAAAAAAUGACCCACAAAGUGUAGCUUCAUCCAUAGGGAGCAAGAUCUCAUCUCCUCAGGCCGUGCAGCUGGACGAACAGGUCGAUAGGAAGGAGCCCCCAGAGGUGAUUGAUUUGGUAGACUCGGAUUCUGAGAUGUCAGACAGUCAUUUCUCUGUUAUAGAUCUCACUCUCAAUGAUACUGAAAGUGAGGCUGUGAUCUUUGAACCUAGUCCAGAUCAGGGAGGGGAAUCGAUGUCAGAGGUCAAGGAAGCUACAACACAGGAAAAAGUAUUGGGUGAUUUGGAAUCUCAGACUGUGGAGGAGGAUGUUACAGAUAAACCUGUAGAAGGAGGGAUGGGAAAGGAAUCGAUGGAGUCAGAUAAAACUGCAGAGGAAGAGGUGGGACGACAGUCGAUGGUGUCAGAUUUAGGAAGAGAGAAAGAACAGAGACCUCGAGCCUUGGCAGCCUUUGACGGACAAGUACUCUUAGUUUUGCGUAACCCAGGUGAAUACUGUUUUCUGGGGAGGUGCUUCUUAAAAUGUCUCCAUGGAAACGCUGAGGUGUUAGGGUACCAGGUAACGGACCUGUUUCAGGCUUUCUACUCCCCAGCUUGCAGUAGUCUUCUGACAAUAACAACUAAAGAGAACCAAAUUACAGAGAAUGAAAAAAGCACAGAGACAGACUCCCACACAAAAACAUCUUCAAAGAAAUCUAAGUCCAGCAAAAAGCAAACAGAGGUUUUAACAGAACAGGAAACCGUGGAUAAACUGUAUUCUGAUUGGCUGUUGAUAGUCGCUGACAAGGAGAAAUUGCCCAGGGAGAAUGUGACGUUGCUAUUGGUCAGGAGGAUGGAGUCCAAUGUGUGUGAUUACAUCUCCACGUUUAAGGCAUUUCAGAAACUCUGGGACAGCCCUGUUGCCCUCCAGCAGACGACAGAUGUGAACUCUGAUGACCUCAAGCUGACCUCUGUAGGAAUGACAUUUAUCUCAGAAACUGAGAUGGUGUCAAGGCAACAUGUCUCAUAUCAACAGUUAAAGCUGAUUCAGAAAUGGGAUGACAUUCUAAAUUCAGAUUUGGAGCCAAUAGUGAUAGUUGUUGGUGGAAAGAACUCUGGGAAAUCAACACUGAACAGAUACCUGGUUAACCACACAUUGAACAAACUACCAAAGCUAUGUUUCUUGGAAUGUGACAUUGGACAGACAGAGUUCACUCCCCCUGGCUGUGUUAGUUUGCAGAUUGUUGACACUCCAAUAUUAGGGCCACCAUUCACUCAUCAGAAAGUGUCCAAAUAUUGUUACUAUUAUGGAGGGCUGAGUGGCGCAGACAACCCUAACCUCUACAUGGAGUGUGUCAGAAAAUGUCUUCAAGAUUACAGAAAGCUGGUGGAGACCAGCCAAACACAGCUCCCUCUGGUGGUCAACACCAUGGGGUGGGUCGAAGAUCUUGGCCUGGAGAUUUUGAUAAGUCUGAUAAGGAUGACUUUGCCCAGUCUAUUAGUCCAGAUCAACUUCAGGAAUGUGAAGAUGAAUGCUGAGCCUCUAACCCCACAGUUCAUUAACUGCAGAGAAGGGUGGGUGGGGCACUCUAGGUACUACAGAAGUAAUGACAUGGUUAAUUUGCUGGGAAAAACGAAACAUACACAUGUCAACCUGGUGUCAACGACCAAUAUCGUAAGGUGUCCAUGCCGCUGGAAGCCGUUUGAGUUUCGAGACCUGGCAGUGAUCAGCUACAUGAGUUCCAUUUUGAGUAAGGACUCAAGUCUGAGUCUGGAGACGCCGUACGGCGUGAGCUGGAAUGAAGUGGCCAUCAACAUCUGUAGCAAAGGGGUACCAAAGGGAGAAUGGAUCGCAGCUAUCAAUGCAACUGUAGUGGGUCUGGCUCAUGCUGAUCUGUCCCAGGCAAGAAGACACAGCAAUGAUGAGCCAUAUAUUUUGGAUUCGACACCUGUGUGCCCUUGCAUUGGAUUUGGCAUGGUUCGAGCGAUUGACGUCGUGAAGAAGGUCAUCUAUAUCACCACCCCACUGAGUCUUGUGGACCUGGCCAGUGUCAACACAAUCAUCCGGGGAUCCAGUAAUAUUCCACAGCAGAUAUUCACAGAGCAGAUCUCCAGGGAGACUCGAGAGAUACCUUAUGUGACUAGAAUUACUUCAACUACGGCAUCCAAAAAUGUGCACCAGAGAAAGUACAUUCCAUCGAAGUCAAGAAAGAAAGUGCAGGAAGCUAACGUCUAGGAUUAGUGUCUGCCGGACGCUGAGAGGUGGCUUACUACGGUAUCAUUCAGUGUGUGGAAACAAGGGGAGGAAACUGCUGCAGCAGUUGAAUGUUCCUGUAAACAUGCAGAGGAAUUUCCUGAAGUGCUGUUGAUUUGCAUUGUACAUAUUAUGGUUUUUAUGGCUGUUGUUACCUGUGAGGAGAGGUUUUGAAUCAAUUGAUUCAAUUAAGUUUCAAUGUUUUGUAAUUAAUUAUGAUAAAAGUUGCAAUAAUUUUGCAGGAUAAAAAAGCCUACUUUGAGAAAA